Papaver somniferum (opium poppy) is the source of this 795-nucleotide messenger RNA. RefSeq lists its product as uncharacterized. The transcript has a single exon. The record is from RefSeq and is a predicted model, not a curated record. Gene Ontology annotation, biological process: root development; shoot system development. Lineage: Eukaryota; Viridiplantae; Streptophyta; Magnoliopsida; Ranunculales; Papaveraceae. The coding region runs from base 27 to 749 and encodes 240 amino acids.
UUCUUCUUCUACUAAUUCAAUACGAAAUGGCUUCUUUCCAUGUUCGCUCCAUCAGUUUACCUAAAAACUCUCAUCCUCUCACUCUUGCAGUUGAGGAACAAUUGUGCCAACUAAAAGCAUCUUCAUCAAUCUGCCAAAAUUUAUCUGGUCUCCAAAAGUUAUAUGAGUGUGUUGAGGAUUUCCUUUCUACCGAAGAUGGAAAAUGCUCAGACUCCAGUUUGGAUGGAUCUAUCAUGUUAUUGGAUGUUUGCAGCAUUAUCAAGGAUGUUUUGUCUCAAAUGACACAAUCUGUUCAAGAACUACAAUCAUCUAUUCGUAGACGAUCAAAUGAAGUUUCUGAAUACAUGAUCUCAAGAAAGAAGAUCAGCAAAGUGAUCCGCAAGUGCCUUGCAGAUCUUAAGAACAACAAGAAAAACGAUACUGAAAUUAGCUUGCUAGCAGAAGUUGAAGCUACUACUCUUGCCGUUUUCGAAUCUAUAUUGUCCUUUGUUUCUGUGCCAAAACAAAACAAGUCUUUGAUCUCUAAAUUGACGCUCACCAAGCGAGUUGCACGCAACGAAGAAACUUCCGCAGUAAUGGAGGUGGACACCGCAGUGAAAUCCCUUACCAAAGGCAUUGAAGUAAACAAUGUGCAGAAGACACUGAAAGCCCUUGAAAUGACCCUUCAAGAUUUUGAAGACAAACUAGAAGUUGUCUUCAGGUGUUUAAUCAAGAACAGAGUUUCACUUCUCAACAUCCUCAACCAGUAGUACCAUAUCAGCAUUUUCGCGUUUUAUUAUGAAAAUGCUCAUGGAU